Molecule: messenger RNA, 834 nt
Organism: Prunus armeniaca (apricot)
Lineage: Eukaryota; Viridiplantae; Streptophyta; Magnoliopsida; Rosales; Rosaceae
Source: the annotation of a GenBank genome assembly
AUGCAGUUUCUCAUGGGAUUACCUGAAUCAUACAGUGCCAUCCGUGGCCAGAUUUUGUUGAUGAAACCUCUCCUGUGGACUCAACAAGCAUAUUCCUUCAUCUCACAGGAAGAGAAACAGCCAGAACUUGGCUCCACACGUACUCCAGAUUCGCAGACUGCAGCCAUGGCCGUUCGUCAUGAUUCUCGCUCCCGUCCAGGAGGAGAUCGACCUCCACUCCACUGCACCUAUUGCAACUAUGAUCACCAUACCCGAGAUACCUGUUACCAACUUCAUGGGUACCCACCCAGUCACCCCCGCUAUGGCCAGAAGCCCAUUCCACGCCGCAACCACAAUAACAACCACAGUAGCAGUCGGCACAACACCAAAACCACCGGUGGCAGCAACCACCUUUCCCAUGCCUCCUUUACUGCCCACCAAGUCACCGCUCAUGCCCCAAUUCUCCAAGAUAUUCAGUCUGCGAUGCCCCACUUAUCCGACAACCAAUAUCAAGAAACCAUGUCCGUGGUGGCUGAGACAUCCAAUUCCUCUCCUUCCAACUCGCAAGCACAUACUGCUCCUGCCAGUUCUUUUUCUCAAGGUUUGUCACCCAUCACUUCUUCUCAUGGUCCAUGGAUCAUUGACAGCGGCGCGACAGAUCACAUCACAUGUUCUUCUCAUUCAUUGAUGAAUAGCACUCCCACCACUCCUUCACCUCCCGUUUCCUUGCCUAGUGGAGACAAGGCUCCGAUCACUUUGACAGGAACAAUUUCAUUAAAUUCCCAUACACAAUUGAAAGAUGUUUUAUGUGUGCCUAGUUUCAACAUUAAUCUUUUAUCCGUUGGUAAAAUUUAG